Danio aesculapii is the source of this 7802-nucleotide messenger RNA. RefSeq names its product plectin b (gene plecb). Bases 294 to 7802 code for a protein of 2502 amino acids. The transcript has 28 exons. Gene Ontology annotation, cellular component: focal adhesion; sarcolemma; cytoplasm. Gene Ontology annotation, molecular function: ankyrin binding; cadherin binding; structural constituent of cytoskeleton. The record is from RefSeq and is a predicted model, not a curated record. Lineage: Eukaryota; Metazoa; Chordata; Actinopteri; Cypriniformes; Danionidae. Gene Ontology annotation, biological process: wound healing; hemidesmosome assembly; intermediate filament cytoskeleton organization.
CACUUUCAAGGAAGGCUGAGUAAAGGAGAGAACAGUUUUCCUUUUCUAAGUUUUUUCUUUACUUUUGAGAAGUUCUGAGAGGAAAGAAGAAAGCCUUUUGAGGAGGAGGGAAGUUAGCUAAACUACACGGACCUACAAGAAAGAGCAGGUUGUGUUUAUUUUUAGCGUCUUUUUUGAUUGAAUCUGCAGCACGUGGCAGCAGGCUCUGCCACAGGACCCUGGAGAGUGAGGUCAUUUAGUGAUUUGUUCUUUGGCAUUGCUGUUCCUGUUUAUUCAGACACUAAGCAAGCACAAUGGUUGCUGGAAUGGUUAUGCCUCUUGACAACUUGAAGGCCAUCUACGAGCAUCUGUUUCGGGAUGGCGUCAUGGUGGCCAAGAAAGACAAGCGGCCUCAGACCAAACACCCUGAGAUUGCUGGUGUGCAGAACCUUCAGGUGAUCAGAGCCAUGGGCUCUCUAAAAUCGAGGGGAUAUGUGACGGAGACCUUUGCAUGGAGGCAUUUCUACUGGUAUCUUACUAACGAAGGGAUUGUCUACUUGCGCGAUUACCUGCAUUUACCAGCGGAGAUAGUGCCUACUCCACUACAAAGAGUGCGCCGACCUGUUGCAACUCUGGCCGUCACUCGAAGGGCAGAACGGGUUCAAACUAUUGAGGGUCCAACUUCCUAUGUUCCCAAACCCGGCAAGAUGGCUUCGGAAAAACAAGAUCGACAGGGGUACCGUCGCAAAACUGCGAGCACCGAUGAAGCUGAGGAGAUUGAAUCCAAUGAGAGAACUCCACAAUUCAGAGGUCGUCCAAUGGCUAGCGCUCAGAUCAAUUCAAAACGAUCAUGGGAAUCCAAAGAGCUGCCCAUACAUUCUGAUACUCGUGAUUACACCAAAGACAUGGCACCGAGUGCUAGGAGAAAGGUUGCAAUGCAUUCAUUUUCCCAGGAAACUCACCAUGCUAAGCCAGUUGAACGAGAAAAGAUGGUGGAAUGCACCAAGACUGCAUUCAUUCAGGAAAUGCCAAAGGUGAGUCCAGGUGUGCUGACCAUUUCUUCAACUGCAGUGGAAUCCCCUCUGGUUUCGGUCUAUGGUGAAGCAGUUAAAGAAAAGCCCAAAGAAGAUGUGUCUGUCAAGGUCUCUCGUCAAUCUGCAUCCAUAACAACUGCAAAGGAUGCUCAUCAUCCUACUCCAUCAAAACUGAAGGUGGAGAAAACACAGAAGGGCUCUGUGUCGAGAAAAAUGGACCAUGUGCCAAAUGUGGCAUCAGCAGAGGGAACAAUUGCUUUGGAUUCCUCUGUCCAUGCUCAAGUGAUCAAAGAAAAACCCAAGGAAGAGGAGUUUACAAAGGUCACCCAGCAAAGCACAUCCACUGUAACAGGUGCUCUUAGUGCUACUCCUUCAAAACCCAAGUUGGAGAAAACACAGAAAACUUUUGUGUCCAAAAAUGAGCUUGAUGUUUCAAAUGAAUCCUCCAAGCCUUCUGUUUCUAUUGAUGCAGCAAAAGGAAAGCCCAAGGAAGAUGUUUUUAUUAAGGUGUCUGAGAAAACCACUGUAGUGGAUGCUAGCAAAAUGUAUCAACUUCAUCUCGCUCCCUCUGGACCGAAGGUAGAUAAAUCAAAAAGUGUGCCAGCUGUAUCAUCAUCACUGGAGAUUUCUGCUUCAAAAUCCUCAGAGUCUUCAGUUUCUACCGAAGCAAUUAAAGACAUAAACGAAGAAUUGUGUGUCAGCGUCUCCAAGGAAAUCACAUCCAAAGGUGAUAAUAAUGCUGCUUCUCUUCCUACUCUAUCAAAACCAAAAGGGGAGAAAAGACAGAAAGCCACAAAGACCAAAAGCGUGCAGGACAUCACAUGUGUUCCUCCAGCAGAAGAGAUGUCUGUUGUGAAAUCCUCUGCGUCUGAAGCAGUCAAAGAAAAGCCUGAGGAAGAAGUGUGUGUUGAAUUAUCACAGCAAACUGCACUCAAAAAUGAGGGCAGAAUAGAUAAAGAUGCUCCUCAUCCUACUGUCUUAAGUCCACAAGUUGAAAAAACACAGAAAACCAGAAAGAAUAAAAAAAUGCAGGAUUUAUCUACAUUUUCAUUCACCGUGGAGUCCUCAGAAAAAGCUGAAAAGCCCAAAGAUGAUGAAUAUAUAAAGGUCACUAAGGAAAUCACAUUGCCAGCAACUGAUGAGAGCAAAAUGGUUAUUGAUGCUCCUCAUCCUACACAUGUAGAGAAAACUGUGAAAACCCUUGUGACCAAAAAUGUACAGGAUGGCAUCACUGUGAAAUCCUCAGUGUCUACAGUUCCUACUGAAGCAGCCAAAGAAAAGUCUAACAAAGAAGUGUGUGUUAUUGUUCCUCAGGAAAGCACUUCUAAAACUGAUAACAAAACUGACAAGGAUUCUUCUUUUUCUGCUCCAUCAAAAUCAAAAGUGGGAAAAACAGCUAAAACCACAAAGAUCUCAAAUGUGCAGGAUAAAUCUGCUAUUUCAUCAACAGUGGAGGCAACUGUAGUGACAUCCUCCAUGGUUUCUGUCUCUACAGACACAGUCAAAGAAAAGGAGAAGGAGGAAGUGUGUGUUAUUGUUUCUCAGGAAAGCACAUUCAAAGGUGAUAGCAGGAAUGAUGCUCCUCAUCCCGCUACAUCAACACAGAAAGUGGAGAAAAUGCAAACGACUAAAAAUGUACAGAAUAAACCAGCUGUGUCAUCAGCAGGGGAGAUGACUGAAGUGAAAUCAUCAGCGUCUACCGAAGCAGUCAAAGAAAAGUCCAAGGAACAAGUGUGUGGUGUUGUUUCUCAGGAAACCACAUCCAGAGGUGAUCCUGCUGUCUCAAAAUCAGAAGUGAAAAGACUUGAGACCAAAAAUGUGCAGGAUAGCACAACCGUUUCAUCGAAGAUGGAGACUUAUGAAGUCAAAUCCUCUGUUUCCUUGGUUUCCACUGAAGCAGUCAAAGUAAAGCCCAAGGAAGACGUGUGUGUUACGGUUUCUCAGGAAACCACAUUCACAGGUAGUAGCAAAGAGGAUGCUCCAUCAAAACUGAAAGUGGAGAAAACAAAGAAAACCAAAAAGGCUAAAACAGCACAGGAUGUACCAAUAAUUUCAUUAACAGGGUGUGCAACAGCAGUGGAGUCCUCUGUAGUCUCCAUCCCUGCUGAAAAGACCAAAGAGGGUGCAUUAAUAAAGGUUUCUCAGGAAGCCACUUUCAUAGCAACUGAUGAGAGCAAAUUGCAAAAGGAUGCUCCUAAUUCUACUCCAUCAAAACCAGGAGGAUCUAAAGGGACCAAAAGGACCAAACAUGUUCAAGAGCCGACAGUCAAGCUUGAAAAAGAGCAAGUGCCUGCUGUUCAAGCAGAAGAAGUGAAAUCUAACAUAUCCGUUACACCUCAAAUGCCAUCAGAGAUGCCAAAGAAGGAAGAAAAUGUGGCAGGACAAACUGCUGAAAAGAAAGCAGAGCUUAAUCUGAAGAAGAGUGUCGCUGUUACAUCAGUGCAGGCACCUACAAACAGCACUGUUCAGGUGGCUGACAAACAACAGAGAGCGCUUGAUUCCCGAACAACACAGGGAGUCAUAGAAGAUGACAGCACAAGUUAUUUGAAAGUUCACAAAGAGGUGGCGAUCCCUUGUGCCAUUUCUAUCUCAGAGGUCGAGGCAGAGGUUAAAGGUCACAAGCCUGACCCUAGCCCUAAAUCUCAGCCUACAGUUGCUGAAGUAAAAAUGACCUCAACGGACUCCAGCAAUGCUUCAGAAAUAUCUACGAAUGUAGAAUCUAAAGUAGACACACAAAAAUCAGAUCAAGAAAAAACAUCAAUGCUGAUAGAGGAACCCACAACUCCAAGAGACAAGGAUGCAGAAGAAACGUCUAAGCCUUCAAAAGGAAAGAAGAAAAAGAAAGCGAGCAAAACUUCUGCUGUGAAAGAGAUCCCUUCACUUGCAGAGACUGAAGUAGGAACACCAUCUCAGGUUGACCUUAGCAAGGCUGAAGACCACAGGCAGGUUGCAACAAGUAAUAAUUCUGCAAAGACAUCCCCUGAAGGAAUGCAUGCUCCGGAGAACAGGCAGCCAACAGCUGUACAGAGCGAAGCCCCGGCUCACAAAGGGGAGGUGGAGCCAGCGCAGCCUUUAGCAGAAAAACGAGAGGUUCAGAAAGGAAAAACAUCCUCCUCGCGGAGACAGAGGGAAGCACCGACAGCUUCAGCGUCAGCAGCAGCGGGACUAGCGGCCCAGCACACCCCCCUCCCUGCACAGGGGGAUCCUCCCAGCGUUGCACAACACACUGACACACAGCGGAGCGCACACAAGCACUACAGGCUCUCGAAUAGCAAGGCCCCUGCAGGACCUGUCACCGCUGGCCCUGUUGACGAGAAAACCUGCGACGGUCAAGCGCAGACCACAGACGACGCCAUGCGGAAGAAGAUUGUUGUGGUGGAGGAAGUGAUUGAAGUGCAGCAGGUUGUCAGUCCUGUUGCCGGUCAGCCUACUACUGCCCCAGAGGUUUCAGGAGAUGAUCUGGACUAUGAUGUGCUGGAGGAACUGGCCAUAGAGCGUGGGAUUCUGGAGGGUGAAGAGACCUUUUGGGAUCAUUCACUACAAGAGCCGGAGGAAAAAACCUUCCCCAACUUCGUAGAAGAUGAACGGGACAGAGUGCAGAAGAAGACUUUCACAAAAUGGGUGAACAAACACUUAAUAAAGACUCAGCGUCACGUGAAUGACCUGUACGAAGAUCUCAGAGAUGGACAUAACCUGAUCUCCCUCCUGGAGGUCCUCUCUGGAGAGACGCUGCCUCGUGAGAGAGGACGCAUGCGAUUCCACAAACUGCAGAAUGUGCAGAUAGCGCUGGAUUUCCUCAGACACCGGCAGGUCAAGCUGGUAAACAUCAGGAAUGACGACAUCGCCGACGGAAACCCAAAGCUGACCCUGGGUCUGAUCUGGACCAUCAUCCUCCACUUCCAGAUUUCAGAUAUCCAGGUGAACGGACAGUCAGAUGACAUGUCAGCCAAGGAGAAGCUGCUCUUCUGGUCUCAGCGAAUGGUGGAUGGAUAUCACGGUAUCCGCUGCGAUAACUUCACCACCAGCUGGAGAGACGGAAAACUCUUCAACGCCAUCAUACACAAACACGAACCCAGGUUUAUCGACAUGCCGAAGGUUUACCGCCAGACCAACAUGGAGAACCUGGAGCAGGCGUUUACAGUGGCGGAGAAAGAACUGGGCGUCACGCGACUGCUCGACCCAGAGGAUGUGGAUGUGCCUCAUCCUGACGAGAAGUCCAUAAUCACCUAUGUGUCGUCUCUUUACGACGCCAUGCCUCGUGUACCAGAUGUCCAGGAUGGCGUCAAAACCAAUGAGCUGGAGCUGCGCUGGCAGGAGUAUUAUCAGCUGGUCACUGUCCUCCUGCAGUGGAUCCGACAUCACGUCCUCAUCUUCGAGGAGCGCAGGUUUCCCAGCAGCUACGAGGAAGUGGAGAUUCUGUGGCGUCAGUUUCUGAAGUUUAAAGAGACUGAGCUUCCACCCAAAGAGUCCGACAAAGGCCGCUCCAAACACCUCUUCCAGUCCUUUGAGAGCGCGGUUCAGGCCGGUCAGAUCAAGGUUCCUCCAGGUUAUCAUCCCAUAGACGUGGAGAAGGAAUGGGGUCGCCUCCAUGUGGCCAUUCUGGAGAGAGAGAGACUGCUGAGAAUAGAGUUUGAGAGGUUAGAGCGUCUCCAGCAGAUUGUCAGUAAAGUGCAGAUGGAGUCAGGCGUGUGUGAGGAGCAGCUUAACCAGACCGAGUCCCUGCUGCAGACGGACAUUCGUCUCCUGAAUGCUGGGAAACCUGCACAGCACACUAUGGAGGUGGAGAGAGAUCUGGAUAAAGCCGACGGCAUGAUACGCCUCCUCUUUAAUGAUGUUCAGAUGCUCAAAGAUGGGCGCCACAUACAGGCCGAACAGAUGUACCGCAGGGUUUAUCGUCUGCACGAGCGUCUGGUGAAUCUGCGCAGUGACUAUAAUCUGAGGCUGAAGUCCAGCGCCACUACAGCUACUCAUACCACCGUCACGUCCAUCUCCCAGAAGUCAGUGCAGCGCGUGCGGCCUGAGCUGGACGAGGUGACGCUCCGCUACGCUCAGGACCUGCUGGCCUGGGUGGAGGAGAACCAGCGGCGGAUCGACACAGCCGAGUGGGGCAUCGACCUGCCAUCUGUGGAGUCUCAGCUGGGCAGCCAUCGAGGACUACAUCAGACCAUCGAGGACUUCAGGGCCAAGAUCGAGAGAGCACGAGCUGAUGAGAACCAACUCUCUCCCGCUAGUAAAGGCACAUACAGGGAAUAUCUGGGCAAACUGGACCUGCAGUACACCAAACUGCUGACCACCUCCAAGUCUCGUCUGAGGAAUCUGGAUCAGCUGUAUAACUUUGUCAAUGCCGCCACCAAAGAAUUGAUGUGGCUUAAUGACAAAGAGGAAGAGGAGGUCAAUUAUGACUGGAGUGAGCGCAAUGCUAACAUGGGCGCCAAGAAGGACAACUACUCGGGACUGAUGCGAGAACUGGAACUCAGAGAGAAGAAGGUCAAUGACAUCCAGGCCACAGGAGACAGACUCAUUAAAGACGGACAUCCAGGCAAGAAGACUGUUGAGGCGUUCACCGCGGCUCUGCAGACUCAGUGGAGCUGGAUCCUGCAGUUGUGCUGCUGCAUUGAGACUCAUCUCAAAGAAAACACUGCUUACUUUCAGUUCUUCGCUGAUGUGAAAGAAGCGGACGAGAGGCUGAAGAAGAUGCAGGAGACGAUGAAGAAGAAGUACAUGUGUGACCGCAGCACCACCGCCACACGCCUGGAGGAUCUGCUGCAGGACGCUGUCGAGGAAAGAGAGCAGGUAAACGAGUUCAAGAAUGACAUCGCCAGCCUGAACAAGAGAGCCAAAUCUGUGAUCCAGCUGAAGCCACGGGACCCCACCUGCCCCUUCAGAGGAAAACUGCCCAUCCAGGCCGUGUGUGACUUCAAGCAGAUGGAGCUCACAAUGCAUAAGGGCGAUGAGUGUGCGCUCAUUAAUAACUCUCAGCCGUCCCGGUGGAAGGUGCUGAACCGCUCCGGCGAUGAGGCUGUGGUGCCCUCCAUCUGCUUCCUGGUGCCACCCGUCAACAAGGAGGCCGUCGAGAGCGUCAGCGGUCUGGAGGCUGGACAUCAGCAGACAGUGAUUCUGUGGCAGAAGCUUCACGCUGAUCUCCGGGCUCUGCUGUCCUGGCAGUACCUGAUGAAGGACAUCCAGCUCAUCCGCUCCUGGAACAUCACCAUGUUCAAGACGAUGAAGCCAGACGAGUACCGGCUGAUCCUCAGGAACCUGCAGCUCCACUAUCAGGACUUUCUCAAAGACAGACAAGAGUCAAAGCUCUUCGAUUCCAGUGACAGCAUGCAGAUCGAGAGGGAUUAUAAGGAGACCACACAGCAUUUCGACAACCUGUUGCGCACGAUGGAGAAAGGAGCCGCUGUCAGAGCGCAGGGAAGCAGCUGCACAGAAAGGAAAGCAACAUGGCAUGUGUUCAGAGCAGUGGAGUCAGUGGCAGACGGAGUUCAGAGGGCAGAUCAGAGCUCUCAGACACUGGCUGAAGACCAUGGAGAACAGACUGCCCGAUCUGGAGCCUGCAUGUCUUUACAAGACAGUUUCGCAGACUUCCCAGUGUGCCCUUCAUCACCAGAGUCAUUGGCUGUGAUUGUCGCAGGGCCUCAUCCAUUGCUUCCUGCUAACGGCUGGAGAUGGAGCGGGGUGAAGGGUUACAGCACAGCAGGAUCUCCUUUCUCCAUCCAGAGCUUCUUGACCGCAGGAAAUCAAGAUGCACUUCACAGGCACACACUCUUUUAUGGAGCCAGAUGA